AUGCAGGAGCUUGCCAGGAGGAGGGCAGCCAUAGCACAGCUCUUGUCCUCCUUCACAGACUUCAAGGAUGAGGACGAGACUCAGCGGCUCCUCUCGAUCUCAGAGAGCCGGGAGGUCGACGAGAGGGGGCAGGAGGUCGUCUUCCUCAGAGGACAGGAUCAGAUCAGUGCUGCGCAACUUGCCAUCUCCCCCCAUGAGCUCCAUGGCGAGCUCCUGUACAAGUUCACGAGGAGCAGCAAGACGCACGGCAAGCAUGUCAACCAGCUCAUCUUCGAGGCCAAUGAGCACAGCGUCAGCGAGCUGGUCAGGACUUCGCUGGAAUGUGUCCAGCGGUUGCUGCUCGCCGGAUGCCUGUGCUUCAAGGAGAUGGGAGGACUAGGAGCAGGAGCAGGAGCAGGAGCAGGAGCAGGAGCAGGAGCAGCAGGAGGUGAACCUGAGACCUUGGCCUACGAAUGUUUGAAGCUCGCAGAGCACGAAUUCUCCCAUGACGGCGGGACUUCGCAUAUGCUGUUUCAACUGCAACUGAUCCACACCUGGAACAACUUGGGGUGUUUUUACAUCCAAUCAGGCAGACUGCAGGCAGCGAUCUUCUUCCUUGAUAAGGCUUGCAACUCAAAUUUCUCCUUGCACGAAGACAAGCUCGACAUAGCCUCGUCUCACUCAAACUUGUCCCUGGCCCUGCACAGCAGGUUCGCAACGACGGUCCUGAUCAACCUCUACCUCUCGAAGCAAGACUCCAGGAUUGAAACUCAACAGCACGACGACGAACGACUGAGGGAAGUGUUAUCUCGAUUUCUCUCAAGGGACCGAGACAGCAACAAGGUUGCGACUUUUGAUUGGAAGAAUGUUGAAAACAUCAUCUCCACAGUUCCAUCGCUCACGGCGAGCAGGGAAGAAGAGGAAACUUCUGUUUGCUCCAACCCUGAUGUGUCACAAGACAAGUCCUACAAAGAAACUUGCGAAGACGGGUUCGAUUUGUCAAGUUGUACCAUCAGGGUCUCGUCAGCCAUUUCAUUGUCAUCUCUGAUUGAGACGAUGAAGAAGAUGAUGCACCUUGCAAAAGAUGUUCAGCUAGACAUGUGGUUCUUUCAUUCAGCUGAUAAGAUCACCAUCAAGACCGACAGUGGUCUUCGCGCUUGCUUCCAUUCCUCAGUCUCCCCUAUCUCCCUGUUUGCAAGAAUCGCCUCCUACCAGGAGUACAACCUGCCCAUCCAUGUUGCGGCGGCCACCCAGAUCCAGAGGUACUUCAGAGGGCAAAGAGACAGGAAGAUCGCGAUAGCGAAGAAGAAGGAGGAAGAGAAGCUCGUCCUCUUCUUCGAAAGGUUUCAGAUCGACGGUCUCCCUUCCCUCUGCCUCCAUCGUCAGAGAGUGGCUGCCAUGUCCUGCCAACAAUCGAUCUCCUACUCCAAGCUCGUCAAGUCAAAACUUAGCGACUGGAUCAGGGCGAGCAAGUUCGUCUUCCUAGACGAUCUCCGCUCCUCCUCCUCCUCCUCCUCCCCCGCUCCUCAAGGCAAGGAGGAGGAAGCGGAGGAUCAAGAGGCUCCUCCUCCUCCUUCUCCUCCUCCUCCAGCCUCGUCACGACCCAACACUCCCUCCGACCUCAACGGCUUGUGGGCCUCCAAGCAACUCGCCGGCAAGUGA
Messenger RNA from Guillardia theta CCMP2712, 1641 nucleotides. RefSeq lists its product as hypothetical. Lineage: Eukaryota; Cryptophyceae; Pyrenomonadales; Geminigeraceae. The record is from RefSeq and is a predicted model, not a curated record. The coding region runs from base 1 to 1641 and encodes 546 amino acids. The transcript is spliced from 14 exons. Gene Ontology annotation, molecular function: protein binding.